Messenger RNA from Daphnia magna, 4466 nucleotides. Its product is annotated as serine/threonine-protein kinase PLK1. Lineage: Eukaryota; Metazoa; Arthropoda; Branchiopoda; Diplostraca; Daphniidae. Gene Ontology annotation, cellular component: spindle pole; centrosome; nucleus. The coding region runs from base 411 to 2837 and encodes 808 amino acids. The record is from RefSeq and is a predicted model, not a curated record. Gene Ontology annotation, molecular function: ATP binding; protein serine/threonine kinase activity; protein binding. Gene Ontology annotation, biological process: regulation of cytokinesis; mitotic cell cycle; protein phosphorylation. The transcript is spliced from 10 exons.
UGCUAGAGGAGAGAGGACACAACCAUUUUUAUGUCUCUCUCUCUUUCCUUUUUUUCUUUAUUCCUAUUUUACCCUAUGUGUGAGUGAGAAUGUGUGAAUAUGUUCUGUAGCAUUUAUCCAAAAAAGAAUAUCCAAAUGUUACAUUCGUGAAUUAUCUAAGGAAUUGUUAUCGUUUGUUGAGAGAGAAAAAAAGGGGGGAAAAAUCUUUGUUGAAAACACGUGGCUGGUGAUCGGCCAUUAAAUCGAAAGAAGGAAGGGGAAGCAAAAGAAUUUCGCACAAACACGUGUUGAUGCAACAUUGUUCGAAUGAGUCACAGAUUGCUCAGCAUCAAGUAACGUUCUGAUUUAUCAUCGAAGAACGACGUACGUGUGAGUGUGUGGGUAGUUUUUCAAUUGAAAUAGAGAAAGUCAUGGGGUCAUUGAGACACGAGUCUCGCCAUUUGCUUUAUCCACCCCAGCAUCAACAACGCAACAGUCCAGUGCCUUCUACGAAUUCUUCUUCCGCCACGAUGACGUCUCCAAUUUCCGUACUGGCUACUCAGUUAAAGAAUAGCACAUCAUCGAGCCCGUCUGUUGCAGUGUUGACCGGAUGUACUGGUGGUGGGAAAGAGCCAAUGAAUAACAACGAGUCGAUGGAUUCAGGGGUGGCUGGUCUGCGCGAUGGUUUGACGACGCCCCAUGGCGGAUCGCCCACUUCCGCUGCAAGCAGCAGUAGCACAUCCAGCAGCAGUCAUGUUCUGCUCAACCACCAUCAUAUUCUUUCACCACAUCAUCAGAUUGUUCAACAACAACCAUCUUCUUCUGCUCUGGCAACUACCCCGUCAUCCACUUUGCUUCUACCUCCAGUCCAUGAUGAUGGACUUCAGUAUAUCGUCGAUCGCAGCAAAAAUACAACUUACCUUAAAGGCAGAUUCCUAGGAAAGGGAGGAUUUGCAAGGGUCCAUGAACUGACGGAUUUGACAACUGGACAUGUCUACGCGGGUAAAAUCAUCCCAAAAUCGCGCAUCACCAAACCUCAUCAUAAAGAAAAGAUUGCCAGGGAAAUUGAAUUGCACCGCAAUUUGGUCCACCUGAACGUUGUGCGGUUUUAUCACUGUUUCGAGGACUCUGAAAAUGUCUACAUCAUCCUGGAAAACUGUUCCAAGAAGAGUUUAGUGCACGUGAUGAAACAUCGUAAGACGUUGACAGAGCCAGAAGUUCGUUUCUACUUGCGCCAGCUGGCCGACGGCCUACGUUACGUCCAUGGCGCUCGAAUCGUCCACCGUGAUCUCAAGCUGGGCAACAUGUUCCUAUCGGAGAACAUGACGGUGAAGAUUGGCGAUUUCGGAUUGGCCGCUCGCCUCCACGCCGAAUCUAAAGUGACAAUAUGCGGAACGCCAAACUAUAUCGCGCCGGAAGUGUUGAGUCGCCAAGGUCAUGGAUACGAAGCCGAUCUCUGGGCAAUGGGAUGCAUCAUGUACGCCAUGUUGGUUGGCCAGCCGCCAUUCGAGACGUCUACAUUGGCAGAGACGUACUCUAGAAUUGCUCAUAAUAUGUAUGUGAUUCCACAGUGGGUGUCGCGUCCCGCCCGUUCAUUGAUCCGUCAAUUGCUGGCUCCCGAUCCAGCUCAUCGUCCAACGCUGGACCAGGUGCUCAAGCACGAUUUUUUCACGAGUGGCUUUAUGCCCGUCUCAUUGCCGCCGUCAUGCUGCUCAAAAGCGCCGACGUUCGCCUCGAACGACAGUGGCAUCAAGUCUGACGGGGACUCCACUAAUGAGAAUACCAGUCCGUUAACGCCGCAUCACCUCCGUGUCCCGUCUAGUUUUCAAGGCAACAGAUCACGCCCGGAAUCCGUCAAGGUUCCUAGCAAUGGUAAUAACCAGAGUCAAAAGGAUCAACGCGUUGCCAGAAGUCACAGUCUGAAGGAGACGCCAGCCUGUCGCAAAGAGAAGAAAGAGGCUCAACAACAACAGCAGCAGCAACAACAACAACAACAACAACAACAGAAAGGUCUUCCUGGGUCUUUAAAGCAAAAGAUAACCAACGUGUUGUGCCCUGAUCGCGACGACCACAAUAAGGAACAAGGCGGAAGGGUUGGUCCGCCUCCUGCCCCUCUUCCAACGUCUUCAGCACCUGCCGUACAACAACAACCCUCUUUGUACUCUGCCUUAGAUUCUUGCCUUUAUCACGCAGCACAAGUUCCAUCGAACCCCUGCCCGGUGCCGUGUAAUCCGCUCUUUAUAUCUAAAUGGAUCGACUACUCCAACAAGUAUGGCUUCGGUUUCCAGCUGUCGGACCGAGCUGUGGGCGUCCUGUUCAACGACAGCACCCGGAUAAGCUACUCUGGUGACCGGAAUCGCUUGGAUUUCCAAGACUCUACCGGAAAAACGAGUAGUUAUAGUCUGAAUGCUCUUCCAUCGUAUCUGGUGGAACGAUUGACUCUCCUUCGCUAUUUCGCCCAAUAUAUGGAUGAAAAUUUGACGGAAGGAGGUGACAGCCAACAACAGCAACAGGACCAGGCGUCGUCAACGACGUCGCCCGCACACAGACGCCGAUCAUUUGUCCACAUGAAGCGUUGGGUUCGCACGCCCAAGGCUAUCAUUAUGCAAUUAGAUAACAACACAUUGCAGAUCAAUUUUUUUAAAGAUCACACGAAAAUCGUUCUUUCGGCCGACACGUCAUCAACGUCGGCCGUCACCCAAUACUGGGUGACUUACAUCAACAGUGAGCGAUUGAGCGCCACCUAUCGUUUGGUUGACAUUUCGCAGCUCGGCUGCGAGUCGACCCUCCGUGAGCGACUCGUCUUUGCUCUGACGGUACUGCGAGAAUUCGCCGAAUUGGACGGGGAUAAAAUUUGAUCUCUCCGCAUCCUAAAAGGAUAUUUAAAAAAACAAACAAAAAAACACGCGAAAGUGAAAAGAAAAAAGAAUUAUCCACAUUUGUGUUCAAUCACGUAGCACCACAACUACCUUCUUACCUCUAAAAGGAGCUCUUUUCAAUUUCUUCUUCAUCUAUCCCUAAAUGCAAUCAUCGGUAAAAUUUAAAAAAAGGAAAAACUUUCCAAUGUCGCGUUCAUUGAUCUCGUUUCGUGACCCUUCUUUCCAUCUUUCCUCUAAUUGUUCUUCUUCUUCUUAUUUUCUUCUUGUGUUUUGUAUCAAAUAAUGAUGAUUCGAUUCUUCUCAAUUUUGCUUCUUUGCACACCUUUUCUUUCUUUAGUAGAAAAUCAUGUUCAUCUUGGAAAUUGACUUUCGAUUGAUUUUUGUUUUUCCCUAUUGUACAUCAGCAUUGUCUUUCUCUUGCCUUGAUUUGUUGUCUCUUCCUUUAAGAAGCUAAAAUGUUAAUCAUGACAUUGAUAAAAAUUUCAUCGCCCCUCGCUAGCUGGUAAAAAAAAAAAAAAAAAAUAUCACGAGCAUCCCUCUCACACCCAUUCAUCCAUCCCCACUUCUCCAUUAGCCCAGCUAGUCAACCCUGUCAUUUUUCUUUCCUCAUGUUCCAGAAGAAAAUUCAUCACGCUAUUUUUUUUUUUCUAAAAUUUAAUUUUCUCAUUAUGUUGUCCCUUUUUCUUUAAGUUUUCUUUACUUUUCUAACAAAAAUAUUCCCAAAGUCUUUCAUGAGAAAAAUCGAAACGAUGGUCACUCCCACUUUGUGUGUCCGUUUUGACUUAGGGAGGUUUACACACAAAAAAAGGGCCAUUGUUCGCUUUGGUUAAACACACGACCCCAUCUCUUCCCUCAUUUCAUUUCUCAUUGUAUGCGUGCAUGUUUCCGGUCUUUCCCCUCACUGUAUGUAUGUUUCGCCGGUUUACGUGUGAGAAGAAAAGUAAGUGAAAAACAAAAAAUUUAAAAAUCAAAUAACGAAAAGUAAGAGGAAGAAUUUUGUGUGUGUGUGUGUGUGCACUAACGUAACACCCACAAGCACCAAAAAACCCGUAACCAAGGAAUCAAGAACAUAUCGUGAGUUUGCGUGGGGCUAUACUAGAAAUUUAUAUCCCGACAUUUCGGUCGUGUCGUCCGUCUGUUAUGGGGAGGGGGGAGGGGGGGUAUUGCAAAAUAAAAAAAUUUUUUGUUUUUGUGUCCAAUUUUGUCUUUCGUGCUGGCGUCCUCUUUAAAUUGUGACGUGAAAGGGCGAAAUUGGUCGUGUUCUCGACGAUCAUGUUUUGUUUUUUGUAUCCAAUUCUUUAGAUGUCAAUCGGUUUCAAUUCGAAAUGUCCCUUUCACUCCUUUUUUAUGUUUUCCUUUCUAUGUUGAUCCGCACGAUCGAAAAUGAUGAAAAAUGAUCGUGUUCUGAUUUUUGUGUAUUCGUUUUUGUUGUGUUAUUUUUGUUUGUUCCCGCGUGCUAUUCGCUAGCGCACGGUCCCGCCAUUUCGAUUCUACAACCGAUUGAAGUGUUGUUUCGCUCAGCGCCCUCCUCUCCCCAUCCCCCCUCUCGGUGUAAUCGACAAAUGAUGAUUGCGUGUGAGAGUUUAAAUAAAAAAAUUGUUCCGCUCG